AUGCAAAGUAAAAUUUUGAUUCGAGAAAAUCCUAGAUCUCUAGUUCUUAUACAAUCCAAAACUUCAGAAAAUUAUCUUUCUUCAGAUAACAUUGCAUUAUUAUUUGAGCCGAUACCAGGAAAUUAUAAUGUCAACGUACCAAAAUGCAAAGUUCAAUUAAUAUCUAAUUCAGAAUUUGAUUUACAUCGGUAUCGACUUUUUAACACAAAGCCUAUGUAUGGCUGCCUUGGCCUGAUAGAAGUUGAAAAAGGAGUUGUGACAGACUGCAAACAUAUUGGCCGAAUACGACCAGGCGAAUCUGUUCAUCGUAUUAUAGAUGUAGAGUUUUAUUCCUUAACAAAUAAUUCAUGGGACUAUUCUUCGACAACAUAUAGUAAUUCAAGUCGAUUACAUGAUGAAGAUAAUUCAUCUUCUGUUUCUGUUCAUCCAUGCAAUCAAUUAAGAAAAUUACUUUCGAAUGGCCAUUUUUAUUUUUCAUCGAAUUUUGAUUUGACGAGGACUUUGACAGUGAGAGCAAGUAUGUCUAAAGCUGAUAAAUACUCGUAUGAUAGCCAUUUUCUAUGGAAUAAAUUUAUGAUAAAAGAAUUGUUAAAUUAUCGCUCUAAACUUAAUGUGACUGUUGGUACAAACAAUGCUUCUUUGUCUGUUAUUUCCAAAUUAAGCUGUAAGAGAGCUGGAACUAGAUAUAACACUCGUGGAAUUGAUGAUGAUGGAAAUGUUGCGAAUUUCGUAGAGGGAAUUCAAGUCAUGAGUCAUAAGAUCCAAAUAUCACGUGGACCAGCAGCAACGUUACCAGCAGUUGAACGACAUUUUAAUGAGUUACAAAGUAGAUAUGGUGAAGUUUAUAUACUUAACCUACUUAGUCAACUCAAAGAUGGCGAAUUUCUAUUAUGUAAUGAAUAUCAGGAUCGAACAAAUGAUUUAAAUAAACACGGAUACAUUUAUCAAUUUUUUUCUUUUGACUUUCAUGCCAUUUGUGGGAAUUCAAAUUAUGAGAAUUUGUCAAUACUAAUUCGAGAUAUUGGAAAAAAUUUGGAAUCGACUGGUUUUUUUUUGUUGGAUAUAGAAACAAGCUCACCAAUAUUUUAUCAAAAAGGUGUUUUUCGAACUAACUGUGUGGAUUGUUUGGAUAGAACAAAUAUUGUACAAACAGUUAUAUCAAAAACUGUAUUAAGCACGUAUCUUCAUGAGAUAGAAUGUGUCACUCAUAGCCUAGAAUCGUUGAAUUCUAGGCAUUCACAUUUAUGGGCAGAAAAUGGCGAUAGUCUGUCAAAGAUUUAUGCUGGCACGGGUGCAUUGAAAUCUGAAUAUACACGCGUUAUUGGAGACGCUACGAAAACGGUCAAUCGCUUUUAUAUAAAUAAUUUUCAGGAUAAAUUUAAACAAGAAGCCAUAGAUUUAUUACUCGGCAAACAAUUAAAUCAAAAUCAAAUUAUGAUUUAUGAUCCUGUAAACGAAUUGGUUCUUGAAGACAUUCAAAAAAGGUUAAAUGAUUUUUCAACAAAAACAACAAUAAAUGUUUUUGUUGGAACAUAUAAUCUUAAUGGUGUUUCACCUUUGGGUGAAUCUCUUACACCCUGGCUCUUUGCUUUUGAUGAUUAUGAGCAAGAUCCACAUCUGUAUGUAAUUGGGUUUCAGGAAAUCGUAGAGUUAAAACCUCAACAGAUCGUUUCUACAGAUCCAGAAAAAUUCCGUAUCUGGGAGCGUGAAAUAAGUAGAACACUCAAUGGUCGUCACGGAAAUCAUUCCAAUUAUGUGAUUUUGCGUUCAGAUCAAUUGGUUGGUACUGCAUUAGUUAUUUAUGCAAGAGCUGAUGUGGUUUCCAAUAUAAGGAAUGUUGAAUGUCAUACUAAUUAUGAAGAAAGAAAUAAAGAAUAUCAAACUAUUCAUGAUGGUUUAACUUUUAGAAAUGGUCGACGACUUGAACAUUUUGAAUAUGUGGUUUGGUUGGGUGAUUUUAAUUAUCGGAUAUCUUUAACAAAUGAACAGGUUCGAGCUUUUCUAGAAGAUGAAAAUCUUGAUGCAUUAUUAAAUGCUGAACAGUUGACCAAACAAAUUGAACGGGGGCAAGCUUUUACUGAUUAUAUUGAAAAUCCUAUUACAUUUUUCCCAACAUAUAAAUAUGAUAAUGGAACAGAUAUGUAUGAUACAAGUGAAAAAGCAAGGGUUCCAGCAUGGACAGAUCGUAUAUUAUAUCGAGGAAAUAGAAUAAAACAGUUUGGUUAUUGUAGAGCUGAAAUAAAGGCUUCAGAUCAUAGACCGGUUAUGGCAUUUUUUGAUAUUGAGAUAAUUAAAUAUGACAGAGCAGCUAAAGAAAAAAUUCAUAGAGAAAUAUAUUUAGAAAAGCUACAAAUUGUGUCUCAAGACAAUAAUAAAUUUUCUUAUUAUUCAAAUGUCACUGAAAUAGAACAAAAUGGAAAACAACAUUGGGAUAAAUUGGCAAAAUCAAUAAGAAAAGUUAAUGACACACCAUUAACUACUGAUGAUGAAAUCAUAGCAAAAUUAGCAAAGUCAAGAGAAGCCGAGAAUCAAAAUGCACCUGUUGGUAUAUUGAUUGAUUUUGAAGACGAAGUGCCCCCGCCAAGUUCAGAACAUCAUCAGUGGUGGACUGUUCCAAUCGUUGGAACACACACAACAGCUUUAUCACCAGUUAAAAUUGAUAAAAGUACAAUUAAUCACGAUUUUCGGAAGUAUUCAAAUAAUCCAUUUUAUGACACAUUGGUAAACCCAAUGAUGACAGACUUUUCUGAACAACCACUUGUAUCUUUACCAUCUACAAAAUCAACAAUUCAAGAAUUUAACAAGCCGAAAAAAAAAAUAAACCCAUUUUUUGAGAUUGAUUAUGAACUUGACGAUGAUAAAACCAAUAAUAAUGAUCAAUUAAUCGAUGUUCCGUUUGAUUCAUCGGAACAAUCAAAACCGGAUGUCAAUUCACACAAUGAUUGGAUUCCAUUAAUUCCAACUAAAAUCAAUCGUGGUGAUGAUA
This is a messenger RNA of Entrophospora candida, 2986 nucleotides long. The record is from the annotation of a GenBank genome assembly. NCBI's taxonomy places the organism in Eukaryota, Fungi, Glomeromycota, Glomeromycetes, Entrophosporales, Entrophosporaceae.